This is a messenger RNA of Letharia columbiana, 3981 nucleotides long. RefSeq lists its product as uncharacterized. The transcript has 7 exons. The record is from RefSeq and is a predicted model, not a curated record. The coding region runs from base 1 to 3981 and encodes 1326 amino acids. NCBI's taxonomy places the organism in Eukaryota, Fungi, Ascomycota, Lecanoromycetes, Lecanorales, Parmeliaceae.
AUGCCGACUUUCUCAAUGCACCUCCAAUAUGCCUUGAUCGUCGCCGUCAUCAUCAUCAGCAUUUGUUUCCUAAACUUUCUGCUUCAUCCAAAACAGCACGACGAAAGCCAAGAAAAAGCGACUGACGAAAGCCAAGAAAAAGCGACUGACGAAAGCCAGGAAAAAGCGACUGACGAAAGCCAGGAAAAAGCGACUGACGAAAGCCAGGAAAAAGCGACUCCUUCCAAAAUUCUUACCUGGCGUUUACUCAUAAGGCCACGCGACAACAAAAAGCCUUGUGGUUUGACAGUUAAAGCUCUUAAAUCUGCAUUGGAAACACGCUUCGGUGUUUCAGUGACAGAUUCGGACCUAUCGCUACAACCGCAACUUGAAGGAUACUGUGCGGUUCUUACUUUAAGAGCUCCCAAACCAAUCUUUGAAGACGGGAAAGAUUUUGAGUUGCAGCUUGGUCCUAUUGAAAAUGAUCAGAUAUAUCUCGAGUGGGUACCCAUCCAGACAAACUGCAUUAGCCAUUCUAAUCCAGACUUGUCAAGUGUUACCCCGGACAAGGAAUUCGAGGGCAUAACCACUCUGUAUGAUAAGCCAGAUGGUGAAAACGCUGUUGAUUUAAUCGUGUGUCCUGGCCUGGCAGGCCAUGCUUGGGCAUCUUUCACACAUCAGGACAGACCCGGAGAGAACUGGUUGAGGGACUACCUUCCCAUGAAGUCGCCUAAUAUUCGAGUGCUAGUCUACGGAUAUCCCAUCGAGAUAGCUAAAGGUGUGAGGAAGCUGUCCAUUAAUGAUAUUGCUAGAGGUUUCUUGGAGUCGGUAGUGUUCUUUCGCAGAAACUCUCCACCGAAUCGCCCAAUCAUUUUUCUCGGUCAUAGUCUAGGAGGUCUAGUGGUCAAAGAGGCAUUAGUAAUCGCCACGCAUCAGGGAAGCAAAGAUACCGCGAAAGCCAUACUUGAGGCCUGCUAUGGUCUUAUUUUCUUUGGCGUGCCAAAUCUUGGCCUGCGACACGACCAAUUACUGGCUAUGGCCGAACUCACGGGAAGCGAGAACCUGAUAAGGGAAAUUGUUGUUGACCGUGAUUCGGAACCAUCUUCGACACUCAAAGCAUUGGGAAGCAACUUCUACGCUCUCUGCAGAGACCGACAUUUCCACGUAGAUUCGUACUAUGAGCGAGACAAGAGUCCUACUGCCGAGGAAUCGAAAUCGAAACCCGGAGAAUGGAAGAGGACUGGUCCGAAGAUGUUGAUGGUUACCGAGGAAUCUGCAACGAAAAUCGACGGUAAAGAUGAUUGGAAUAGGCACAGCCCACUCUUGACUGAUCACUCCGGUCUCGUCAAAUUUCGAGGCCCAAGUGACCCCAAGUAUUCAAAUCAAGUGGAGCCACGGUUCAAGGAGAUGGUGGAGAAAGCACCAGCUGUAGUCCAUGCACGUUUUACUGGCGUGACUGAGCUUCUCAGUGACCAAAAGAAAAAGUUGAUCAGCCUCACUGAUAUGCCGCUCGAUGAAGUUCGAUCCAGACGAAUAAUUGAGCCCUGUCCAGGCACAGGAGAUUGGUUUCUUACCGGCGAAAGUUUCAAAUCAUGGCGAGAUGCGCGAAGAAGUUCCUUGCUUUGGAUUGAAGGAUCUCCGGGGCAAGGCAAGUCGACAUUGGCAAAGAUCGCGCUCAAGCAUUUAGAAAACGGGUUUCCGGGAAGAAAUUGCGCUGUGAUCUACUUUUUCUGUUUUCAACAGGAAGAAAAGCUCAGGCGAGCCACCGACAUCCUUCGAGCGCUCAUCAUCCAGCUUAUUGAUUGCCAAGAGCUAUUCCAGUGUUUACCGACUAAAUACAUAGAGGACGACUCCAAGUUCUCUACCGCGCCCCUUGCAAAUCUUUGGGAUUUGUUCCAGAAGCUUGCAUCCAAAUUUGGAGAUCGGUGUAUCUAUUGCGUUAUCGAUGCUCUCGAUGAAUGUAGUAAGGACAAUGAACAACGGUCCGAGCUUGUUCGCAAUAUCGCGGACCUGGUGUCAACGGAGCGAAUGCAUGUCAAGUUCCUACUAACAAGCCGACCUGGGGAGCAAGACAUCAAUGCAGGGUUACAGAAAUUCCCUACUCUGGAAUUACAAGCUCGCAUAGAAGACUUGAAGGCUGUCAUCAAUUCAGAAGUCGAGAAGCUUCCGAGCCAUUCCUUUGACGAUGAGCGCAAGAAAGAAAUCGAAAAGGAGUUGCUUGCACAGGCAGGGACAACAUUUCUAUGGGUGUCGAUUGUCAUCAAACAAAUCACUGGCCUCAAAUUCCCAAGCAUGCGUGAGGUACGAAGGAUCUUUGCGGAAAACCCAAAAGAUUUGGAUGAGCUAUACGAAAAGCUCUUCUCCCGCAUAGUCGCCACCGAUACGCCUCAAAAAACAUGCGAAAAGCUGUUGUAUUGGGUAGCAUAUUCGGAACGACCGCUCAGUGUUGAAGAACUUGACGAUGCAAUAAUGUGCGAUCCGGAACUCGGCGAAUACAAGACAUUGUCAGAAAGGGACGAUGAUCGAAGAUCAAUCAACAGUCAGAUGAUUCGUGAACAUCUCGGGACUCUUUUGAAAGUUGAAAAGACACCCUUCGUUGGUCAAGAAUUCGUCUACCUCAAUCAUCAAUCGGUGUAUGAUUAUUUUCGGGGAAUUCGAGCCAAAGCUUUCAACGGUGAAAUUGAUCUUUACUUUGCAAGAACUUGCAUUUGGUAUCUCAACGCUGAAGAGUUUGACGCCAAAUCCGAGUGGAAGCGGAUCCAGAAUCUAUUAGAUUGCGAGCAGUCAUUGCUUGAGAUCUGGGCCGGUGGUCUUGAGAUCUGGGCCGCUGGUCUCCUAUAUCCCAACGUGCUAACUGGGCUCGCUGUCUAUGCGGACAUUCCCUGGCUUACGGAGCUGAUUCUUUCUGGUGAUUUCGGAGCGGCGAAGUUCGAAGAAGGUCAAAUUGGCCAAAUGUUCGUGAAGGCCCCAAAAUCAUUCCAGUGCAUUUUGCGUGUCCAUGGAGGGAAGAUUUCUGCAUCAAGCAACAUGAUGAAUGCAGUGGCAAGGUGGUCUUCACGCAUUCAGUGGACGGAUAUGCUGUCAGACAUUGGGGCCUCAGAUAUCAAAAUCACAGAAGCUUUGAUGGUGGCUGCGGCGGAAAACUGCGAUGAGAGUGUUUUACGACUAUUUCUAACUGACAGAGGAAACCAUAUCAAAAUCACAGAACGAGUUCUUAUCUCUGCGGCAAGAAUCCGGAAUGAAUGGACGAUGCGACUGCUUCUGAGAGACAGGAGAAAGGAAGUCAAGAUCACAGAACAAAUUCUUAUCUCUGCGGCAUCGAACUUGGAUAAAGGCGUGAUGCGACUGCUUCUGACAGACAGAGGAAACGAUAUCAAGAUCACAGAACAAGUUCUUAUCUGUGCGGCAACGAACUUGGAUGAAGGCGUGAUGCGACUAUUUCUAACUGACAGAGGAAACCAUAUCAAAAUCACAGAACGAGUUCUUGUCUCUGCGGCAUCGAACCCGAAUGAAGGCGUGAUGCGACUGCUUCUGACAGACAGAGGAAACGAUAUCAAGAUCACAGAACAAGUUCUUAUCUCUGCGGUAAGGAACUUGGAUGAAGGCGUGAUGCGACUGCUUCUGAUAGACAGGAGAAACGAAGUCAAGAUCACAGAACGAAUUCUUUUUUAUGCGGCACAGACGAGUCUAUCAAUGAUGACAAUUUUGAUAGAUCAUAGAGGUUCAGCGAUCCGGAUUACUGAAACGCUUGUCAAAGCUGCGUUUGCCGAUCACAGAAUUUCAAAUUUCCUGCUGGAAAGGCAAAGUCGAUAUUCUCCAGUUAGGAAAGGCCGGAGUUCAAGGUCUCUUGCCCUGGUAGACCAUGGAAAGACGAAGACUACCGUAGAGAGGAUGAAAAAGGAGACACUACAGGCACCGAAUCUUGAGGUGGAACCCUCUCUACGAUGGGGAGAAACCCCUGCGACUAUAGCUCAUACGAGGGUGAAGAAAAGCCUCAGCUAG